AUGUCUCGACCUUUGAGGAAGGAUUACCGCACGGCGGACUUCGAGCAGCUCAGCAAGAUGAUCAAGGAUCAUCCGCUGAUGAAGACGCCUCAAGUGGAGCAGCAGCAAAUGCAAAAGUUGCGAACGCCCGAGUAUCGAACAAAGUGUGUGAUGAGGGCUUCUCUGGAUGACAUUGCUUUGGGGAUCAAUCUCUACAAGCUCCAGCUGGACAAGCCCAUGUCGCCCACUUUGGAGGAACCGGAUUACUUGAAGGAGCCGGCUGCUUCCGCCCGCUCCGCCCCCUCGGCCCGAGCUCCUGCCACGCCCUUCAUCAAGGUGCUUCUGCGCAAGACGCCCAUUGUGGUGCUCUUCGAGCGACGCAGCAUGACCGCCUUGGCGGACACGGAGGAGGGUCGUCAGGUGAUGGAGGACAACCGGAAGUACGAGGAGCUCCUUUCGGGAACGGACAAAACGCGGAGGAGCGUGGACGCCGACACCCAAACCAUGACGGCCCUGAUGAAGUCCAGGCUGGUUAACACCGAGAGGCUGACCACCGCCCAGAUGGGCUCCUAUGUGUCCAACUUCGAGAUGUACGACACCUACACGGACCUGGAGAAGUCCACCACGAGUGUGGAGGUGCAGGGUGAGAAGAAGAUGGAGAUAACCACCUACCACGUGGGCGGAGUGGAUCAGUUCGUGGGGAUUAACAGGCUGCCCGGCUUUCGGCUGGCUCUCAUGCUGACCAUGCGCAUCCUGGCCAGCAACGUGUUCGAGCCGCAGCAGCGCCGCUACAGGAACAUGGCACCACCCGAUCCUCUGGCCGAGGAUGUGAAGUUCAAGUACCGACUGGGAUUGCUUUGGCGGCUGAGUCCUCCGUCGCCGAAUCCCAAGGUCCACCAGGCAGUGAGCGAUGUGAGCUUCUGUCCCAGCAACGGGGACAUCAUGGCGGUGGCCUACGGGGUCUAUAGCCACGGCAAGGUGGGCAGGCUGCCUCGAUCCGGAUGGGUUUAUGUGUGGAACAUAAAGAACCCGGUGAACCCGGAGAGGCGCUACAACUACCAAGUGCCGGUGGUCACCGUGGAGUUCUCACCCACCCAACCCCAACUCUUGGCCAUUGGUCUGCACAAUGGGGGUGUUGAGGUCAGGGACAUUUCUGGCCAGGAUCUGCCACCAUUAGCUAUAUCUCAGCGUUCAACUUCGCCGCACUUCGAGCCAGUCACAGCCAUCAAAUGGAUCUAUUUCGAGGGGGAUGUGGGUUCGAGGAACCCGCAUAUUACACCCUUUUUGGCCACCUCGCAGGCGGGAGCAGUGACCAAGUACCGGCUGAUCAACAGCCCCAAUUUGCUGGGAUUCGAGCAACAGCGCUUGCAACGAGCUGAGGGCGAACUAGAGGGCAUUCCCAUCGAGCGAUCGCCUCCUGCAGCCUCGCUUUUGGCCAACAGAAAUCCACAAUGCUUGGAGAUAGUGCUCGAUCCCGUGCAGGGGGAUGUAUACUACGUUCUGACCGACGAGGGAACCCUGUACAAGUGUUCCACGAACUACCCACUGCAGCACUUGGAACUGAGACAGGUGCACGACGGACCAGCCGCCUGCAUGGAGUUCUCUCCUUGGUCGCCGAGGCUGUACCUCACCUGCGGAAGUGAUUGGUGCAUUCGCAUUUGGCUGUCGGGAAUCCUGGUGCCCAUAGUCACCCUCCAGCACCACCUUUCCCCGGUUCACUGUGCCCGCUGGAGUCGCACGCACUCCACUAUCCUGGUUUCCCUGAGCCGCAGCACCGUGGACAUCUGGGAUCUGCGCAACAGCACCAUGAAGCCGGUGUCCUCCACCGUAAUCGAUGCGGAUAUCUUCUACACCACAUUUAAGUUCACCCACUGCGGUCGCUCGCUGGCUGUGGGAAACGAGGCUGGCAACCUGUUGAUGUUGUCCUUCGAGGAUAUGCCCUUUCCCCCGCACUUUCAGUACAAGCAGCUGAAAAGAGCCAUCUUCAAAGCCUUGUCAAUGCAACCGGAACUUCGCAAACAGGUGAAGAGCGUCGGACACUUUGGCUAUCCGGGAGGCAAGAAACAAACGAGGGCCUAG
This is a messenger RNA of Drosophila ficusphila, 2058 nucleotides long. Its product is annotated as dynein axonemal intermediate chain 4. Gene Ontology annotation, cellular component: axonemal dynein complex. The record is from RefSeq and is a predicted model, not a curated record. The transcript has 4 exons. Bases 1 to 2058 code for a protein of 685 amino acids. Gene Ontology annotation, biological process: cilium movement. NCBI's taxonomy places the organism in Eukaryota, Metazoa, Arthropoda, Insecta, Diptera, Drosophilidae. Gene Ontology annotation, molecular function: dynein heavy chain binding; dynein light chain binding.